CAAACCCAACUCCAAAACCUAACCCCACUUGGCCAAUUGCCCUUUAAAAGGUCAAGUUAGCCACUUGCCCUUUAAAAGGUCAAGCAUCUCCAUCUCCAUCUCCAUCUCCCUCUCCUUUAAAUAAAGAAUUGCCUACAAAAAAUCAGAAGAAAAGGCAAUGGAGUUCCCCAUGAAUCAACCUUUUCCAUGGCACUACCUCCUUGCCUCUCCUGCUCAUUUCUCCUAUUCAGUCUCCCCAGAAAACUAUGUUCACUGGGCCCAAACACCUGACUCCCAUGUUUACUCAGCUGACCUCCCUGGUGUGAGGAAAGAGGAGAUAAAGGUAGAAGUUGAGGAUUCAAUAUACCUCAUAAUUAGAACAGAGGCCAUUGAUGAAUCAACUAAGCCUGCCAAGGACUUCAUGAGGAAAUUUCGGCUGCCGGGUCUGGUUGAUAUUGAUGGAAUUUCAGCUGGAUAUGAAGAUGGUGUCUUAAGAGUUACUGUACCGAGAUCUUACACAAGGAGAGGUCUCAUUACAGCCAUGCCUGAGAGACUGGAAGUUACAGCUAGAGCUGCUUGAAUUCAUGAUUUGAUUAGAUGGUUAGACACUGAGAUUUGGGUUUUGAUUAAUUGUUAGAAUUGCUAUUAUUUGAUCGUAUAUUGUUACCAUGGAGUUUAUGGAUAAAGGGUAUUUGC
Messenger RNA from Manihot esculenta (cassava), 675 nucleotides. Its product is annotated as 15.4 kDa class V heat shock protein. Bases 158 to 559 code for a protein of 133 amino acids. The transcript is spliced from 2 exons. NCBI's taxonomy places the organism in Eukaryota, Viridiplantae, Streptophyta, Magnoliopsida, Malpighiales, Euphorbiaceae. Gene Ontology annotation, biological process: protein folding; response to salt stress; protein complex oligomerization. The record is from RefSeq and is a predicted model, not a curated record.